Molecule: messenger RNA, 1775 nt
Organism: Anoplopoma fimbria (sablefish)
Lineage: Eukaryota; Metazoa; Chordata; Actinopteri; Perciformes; Anoplopomatidae
Gene: fam167ab
Product: family with sequence similarity 167 member Ab
Exons: 3
Coding region: 298-927 (209 amino acids)
Source: RefSeq, a predicted model, not a curated record
CCGUGGAGCUGGUUAGGGGAUGCGAUGAGAGAGAUCCAGAGGAUGGUCUUCACCGAUGUCGCAGGAGGAUUCUCACCAGAUCUAAACAUAUACUCUGCCUCCAGAGCACCAAUGGAGAUUUCAAGGGACUUUUAAAGAUUGACUUUCCUGACAAAGACAGUGGAAGCAGGACGGACCAAAACCUACAACAAUGGUCAUUUGUAACAACAGAAGAGGCCACCAAUGAAGAGCAGAUAUCUUUAUCUAUUUUUACUUUGAAACAUUUUUAAGGAGCUAUUUUUAUUUAUUAGAUUAAUAAUGGACACUCCCUCAGCUCCUCAGAUUAUUGUGGACAAGGCUAGUGACCUGGCGGAAGCAGAAUGUGUGGAAGACAUGGAUUUGCCUACAGACGACCAUCUCAUGAACCUAAAGGCGUUGACAGAGAAACUAAGACUGGAAACCAGGCGGCCUUCUUACCUGGAGUGGAAAGCCCGGCUUGAGGAGGACGGCUUCAGAGAAUCGAGAAGUGGAAAAUUCCCGAUCCAAGUGGAGCCUGAUGGGAAAGUGGUCCCCCCCACAGAGCCUGUAGUGAAGUCUGAUGGGAUUCAGUGCAAGUUGCCAUCAGGCGUACUGAAACGAUUUGAGAACAUCGAUGAAGCUCUCAGUUGGCUGAGGAGAGAACUGACUGACAUGCGCUUGCAGGACCAGCAGCUGGCGAGGCAGCUCAUGCGACUCCGCAACGACAUCAACAAGCUGAAGAUAGAGCAGACGUGCCACCAGCACCGCCGGAUGCUCAACGACGCCACCUUCGGCCUCGAGGAGCGCGACGAGCUGUCGGACCUGCUGUGCGAAUGUCCCGUCACGCCGGGUCUCGGCCUCUCCGCCCCGCUGAGACUCAUCGGCGUCACCAAGAUGAACAUUAACUCGAGACGUUUCUCGCUCUGCUAGUGGCGGUGAUGGCAUUCUGGCAGCAAGACCCUAGAGAACAAAGCAGAAUGUCUAAUACUACCCUUGCUCCAGUGCAACACGGCAGUCCUGGCCGUUUGUUGGACUGUGGGGAAAUCCUCUUGACCACAAUGUUGUGAGGAUUAGAACUAGAUGUUACGUCUGUUUUUGCAGUCCCUAUAAUCAAAGAGAGAAAUUUAGAUAAUGUAUAUUAUUUUGAAAGAGUGCAGUAGGUACAUAUGUAGUGUUUGUUUUCUUCCAGACUAUACAUGACUUUGGCAGCUAUAAACAGAAACCUCUGUCUGAAAACCACAGCAGAUUUUAGACCUUUAGGCCAUCAUGACUUGAAACAGAAUACUUGAUGUUUUUAAACUACAGUAAAGCAAUCUCAAGCUUACUCCUUUCCGCCUUUUUAAGCCUUAUAAGUUAUACUGUUACCACUUACUCCUAUAUAUUUCCAUCUACAAGCCAAGAUUUAUCAAGCACAAAUCCAAUGUUUAAACAUAUUCUCUCUGUAUGAUGUUUUCAGUGUGGAAAGAAUGUUUUACUUUCCACGUCCUGCAUCUUAAUCUAAAUGUUUUGUGCUUUUAAAAAGAUGCCUUAAUAUUGAUACAAAUUGUACACUAGUAUAUACCCAAUGCAUAUUUGAGUUAGCAAGCACCUGUAUCAAUUUAGCAAACAUUGUUUGUUUUUUUGUAGAAUAUGAUGAAAAUGAUUUAUUCUUUAUAACUAUUGUCACAAAGCACUAGUUUGUGUUCUCACAAUGGUUUCCAGUAAUUUGCUGAAGUCUGUUCCUUAAAAGUAAAGAUGUAUUUAGCUCUUUGCUGGAGCUCCACCCCUUUUUAUGCCCU